UUAGUACGUUAACGUUGGUUCGUGAGGUAGUGUGCAGUACGGGUCCAGCAGCUUCACCAACCAACAGACCUGUCUCAGGGACUUUGUUGCAUUUCAGAUGGAUGAGAAACUACCAGAGGAGAACGGACAGACGCCGCCAGUGCGCAAGGAGGAUGAAGAAGAGAUGGAGGUCACCACGACAACACAACUAGAACCUCUCACCGUUGCCCUUGACGAUGCAGACACAUCAUCAAAUACAAAUACACAGACUGAUCCAGAGGAAGCAGGAGACGUACACACAAACUCAGCAGCAGCAACGCAGUCUCUAGACAGUGUGUGUAAGACAGAGGAGUGUGAUGAUGAUGAUGAAGAUUCAGAGGAUUCAGACAGUGACAGCUCUUCCUCGUCGUCUUCAUCAACAUCUUCCUCCUCAUCCUCCUCUCCCUCUGCCCCUGUGAUCGGGGAAGAUGACGACGAUGAAGGUUUCAGCCAACCGGCCCCCAUCAAGACCAGAGAUGAAGUCCUGCUCGAGGAGCUGCCCGCGGUGGAGGAGGUGAGUGUGUCGUUACCAGAAGAUGCAGAACUGCAACCUGUAGGAACGGUCUCCAGUAUUAUACAGCAGCUUGUCGUCAUCCAGUCUCUGAAAGACACGCCCCCUCUGAAUGAUGACAGCAUCAUCUUUAGAUCUGAUGGGUUGGCUGUGGGCAAGGUGUUUGAAGUGUUUGGUCCGGUGUCCAACCCGCUGUAUAUUUUGCGAUUUAACUCUGCAGAGCAGAUCAGCAGCAAGGGGCUGACAGAGGGACUGACUGUUUAUUACGCACCAACCAUUAAAGAGUACACAGAAUAUAUCCUCACUCAACAGCUCAAACUUUUAAAGGGAUCUGAUGCUUCCUGGAAGAAUGACCAAGAACCGCCAGCGGAGGCUUUAGAUUAUAGUGAUGACGAGAAAGAGCAGGAAGCUAAGAGGAAAGGGAAAAACUCCAAAAAGAAGAGGGACAGUAACAAUGCAGAAAAUCCUACCCACAUUACCCAGAAUACCUUGCAGCAGCAGCGAGAUGUCAGGGUUUUCCCACCAAGACACGCAGGGCCUCCGUUCAGGCACCAGAACCCGAGGAAUCAACAUCUACCAUUCAAACACACACACGCUCCACCCAGACACAUACACCCACCGCCCAGACACACCAACGUCCUUCCCAUGUACCUCCCCCCCUCCCUGCCCUUACCCUCCUCCGCCUCCUCACCCGUUUCCCCCACCCAACUUCCCUCUCUACCCCCCUCCUCCUGCUUUUUUCAACCCAUCUUUCUCUUCCCCUCUCUGGCCGCCUAACUCUGUCCCCUUCUCUGACCUCCCUCCUCCUCCCCCACCUCCUCAUCCUCCUCCUCAGUGAUGUAGACACCCCUCCUGCCUCCAGCCGUGUGAGGGAAGAGAUGUGUCCAACCACAUACUCCACGACCACUGAUGUUUUUAGAUAUUAUUUAAAAUCUGUUUUUCCAACAGCUACAGACAUUUUCUUACUCAGUUGUCAAAUGGCUCAGACACACAGACUGAAACACUGCAGCAGGCUGAUAUUCAUUGUUUAGUGAACCUGUUAACAUAUCUCUACUCCCUCCCACUGUAUAAAAAUGAAGCUUAAAUAUCUCAGAUACCGCCGCUAACAUCUCAUGCUGGUGAUGUCAUUCGGAGCCAGAGUCUGCGCAGUAGUGAUUGGGGUUGGUGCCAUAGUAUCAGAGUCCCGCCUAUAUGCCCAGCAGACUCAGUUGCAAGCAGAGCUCAGCUCUGACUCAUGACGUGAAAACCCCUUUUUAUAGUUUCACGUAACUCAUUCAAACCAAACCAGCCACCAGGGGGCAAUUGAGAUGUUGAAAAUACACACCAUCAGAAGCAUCAAGUACACAGAGUAGCCCUUCCCACUGUGUUCUCCUUUUAGGUAGGCCUCACUCUCAGAAAGGUCAGGGAGCCCUGCUUUAAGUGUAUCCCUUUGUGUUCUGGUCCUGUCUCUUGUGUUAGUUCUAAAUACAUUCCUUUAUACAGUCACGUCUACCAAGAAUGGGGGAGCAAUAUAAUGGUUUUCAGUCUAGAUACAGUAACGACUACAUGUUAUGUAGGCCUUCAAGGACUGCUGUAGCUUUUGUUAAAAUUAACGAAUAGAUGUGGAAAGUUGUAUUAUUGUACUGAAAUCUGCCUCCCACACAAAUACAGACUUUUUUCUUUUUUUUAGUGGCUGGAAUUGAAACCAGGACAAGUCAUUGUCACUCAUAUGUGAUAAUGUAUAUCUGCUGUAUGUCUUUGUACCAGAAUGCUUUGCUCAUUCGAUGAGAAAUAAAUGUCCUGUGUAAGAUGUA
Dicentrarchus labrax (European seabass) is the source of this 2322-nucleotide messenger RNA. RefSeq names its product nuclear assembly factor 1 homolog (S. cerevisiae) (gene naf1). The transcript is spliced from 9 exons. Bases 98 to 1306 code for a protein of 402 amino acids. The record is from RefSeq and is a predicted model, not a curated record. Gene Ontology annotation, biological process: pseudouridine synthesis; ribosome biogenesis; box H/ACA snoRNP assembly. Gene Ontology annotation, molecular function: RNA binding. NCBI's taxonomy places the organism in Eukaryota, Metazoa, Chordata, Actinopteri, Moronidae. Gene Ontology annotation, cellular component: sno(s)RNA-containing ribonucleoprotein complex.